GCGGCGGAGGAACYUGUGCUCCGCUCACUCAAAACGCGCCGUAUUCUUCGUGUUCGUGUCGUGGGCCGCGGCGGACGRUCGGAAGUGGGUCUUACUUAGAACUUAAGGGCACCCCAAAGGCCAGGAGCUUAAAGGGUAGCUUUAUUUCCCAUUUUUGAGAUUGCAGGGGCCAGAAAAAUGCAAUCUUGAUUCAUAUUCAGGAUUUGAAGUUCUCGGAAGUGAGAAUAAGGCACACAAAGAAUGCAGACUCUAUUUCAGAAACUACUACCCAGAACAACGUUCAAGCAAGUUGUUGCUUGUCGAGCAUAUUGUACUAAGGGUCUACAUGAUGUUGGACAGCCCACUCCCGCUUCUCAUUCACAGUUAAUGAAAGAAGGGGAAAUUACUCCUGGCAUAACUGCUGAGGAAUACAUUACAAGAAGAAAAAGGUUGCUAGAGCUUCUACCAGAGAAGAGUGUGGCCAUUAUUGCAGCUGCCCCAGUAAAAAUGAUGACUGAUGUGGUGCCUUACACAUUUCGACAAGAUGCUGAUUACUUAUACAUCACUGGUUGCCUACAACAGGGUGGUCUGGCAGUUUUGAGUCGCGAAUUUGGAUUCUGCAUGUUCAUGCCUGAAGCAAAGCCUCAUGAUGUUCUAUGGCAAGGGAAAAUUGCAGGAGUUGAUGCAGCAUUGGAUUUUUUCAAGGCUGAUGAAGCAUAUCCCAUGAAGAAGUUGCGUGAGAUCCUUCCAGAUAUUAUUAGGAGGUCCACCAAGUUGUUCCAUAAUUCGACUACUGCCACUCCAGCUUAUGUGGGUUUAGAGGCCUUCCAAAAAGCGGCCGAGAAUAACCGUGUGCAAGAUAUUUCACUUUUAACUCAUGAACUGCGGUUAAUAAAAUCAACAGCAGAGAUGAAGUUAAUGAGGGAUUCUGCUUCGAUUGCUUGCCAGGCUCUACUGCAGACGAUGAUGCAUUCAAAAACAUAUCCUUAUGAGAGCAAGUUAUCAGCAAAAGUAGAAUAUGAGUGCAGAAUGAGAGGUGCUCAAAGAAUGGCAUUUAAUCCUGUGACUGGUGGUGGGUCUAAUGGAAGUGUUAUACAUUAUUCUCGAAAUGAUCAGAAAGUCAGAGAAGGGGAUUUGGUCUUAAUGGAUAUUGGAUGUGAAUUGCACGGUUAUGUCAGUGAUCUUACUCGUACCUGGCCGCCUUGUGGGAACUUUUCUGCUGCUCAGGAAGAGCUUUAUGAUCUUAUACUGCAAACAAACAAGGAAUGCAUAAAGCUUUGCAAACCUGGCGCUACUAUACGGGACAUUCAUAACUACUCGGUGCAAAUGCUACGGAAAGGCUUCAAAGAGCUUGGAAUUUUGCAAAAUUGGAAAAGCGAGUCCUACCACCAGCUGAAUCCCACUUCUAUAGGUCAUUAUCUUGGAAUGGAUGUCCAUGAUUGCUCCAUGGUUGGUUACGACCGGCCAUUGAAGYCAGGUGUUGUGAUAACAAUUGAACCUGGAGUUUACAUCCCAUCCUUAUUUGAAGGUCCCGAGAGGUUUGCUGGUAUCGGGAUACGGAUUGAGGAUGAUGUCCUUAUUACUGAAUCGGGUCACGAGGUUCUUACAGGUUCGAUCCCAAAAGAAAUUAAACAGAUAGAGUCAUUGCUGAACAACUUCAGCUUUGGAUCCGUGAACAGUUUUAACUGUAUGAAAGCCUCAACUUUUUGAUCAAAUGUCGACUCAGCAAUCGAACCAGAGAAUUGUUCCACAGAAACAUCACUCAUUAGGUGUAUUCCUACUCAGACCCGAACAGGAUCGCAAGCAGCAAUCUCCGGACCUUUUCUUGUAAACCAACUUAAUUCGGUYAGUAUUUAUUCAAUUCUUGAGUAAACAAAAAUUAGAAUAGUUAAAUAUUCUGGGUGUUUAAGUAUGGUGGAAAGGACGAGUGAUAUCCAAGGCAAUACUUAGUGUCAGGACCGGAUGAUAGCACGGUGAUAUAUAGUGAUGUGCAAAUUUGGAGCUCAAGAGGACGAUGAUGAGACRAGGAGGGUGUGCAUCUUCUGCAGCCUUCUGUAAACACACUCGUUAAUAUUAAACURAUUAGUCUGCUCGAGUAUCAACAUUGAGAUGCGAUGACUGCUGUGAGUUGCACUGGUGGGGGAGGAUUUCAGCUAGUGAUAUCAGCCAUUAGCUCUAGUUAGUAUCUAUCUAUUUGUUAUAACCAUCAAAAUGGAGUACAGUAUUUGCAUUUUCUGUUAAAAAAAGCAUGGCAAGAAGCCCAAAUUCAUUUUGAUUUCUCUACUAUUAGUUGUGUUAUGCCAGUCAAAACAGUUCAGAUACUAACUGGAGCUAAUGGGCAUUAGUUGGAGUCCUGGUCGACGUCCCUUCGRUCCACACGRCGAUUCAUAGUAACCAUCGCAUCUAAAUGCUAGCACCCGACUGUGAACAUCUAUUUAGUAGUAACCGAGCAUGCUUACUAAAGUGGCUGAAGAGACACCCUCAUCCUCUUGCCAUCGUCCUGAUGACCCUGCAUUCGCAUAUCACUCUCAUCUUGCUGCCAUUUAAUUCCACCUUGGUAUAGGCUUCGGACUCGACUUGACUCGGGAUGACUUCAUCCUCUUCAUGUCUAGUUUAUUUCCAAUCACCAUUAUAACUAGUAUUUCUGUACCAUCUGUAUACUUUAAUUCCAUCCAUGGCCAUAGGCAGGUGGGGUGGCAGUUGGUUGGUUUUAGGUAGAAAUUAGAAUUCAUUUUUUCAUUAAAUUUUCCUCAGAUCCAGUGGUCUCAAAUUUAUUUUUGCAGUGUGUUUCUGUAACAAUCAUACAGAAAUAUUUAGAAUAAUGCCUCAUUCUUGUGCAGCUGCCUGCUAUUUCUUGCUGCUACAUUCAUUGUAUUWAUUAUCAUACCUUUUAAUUGUUUA
This is a messenger RNA of Momordica charantia (bitter melon), 2880 nucleotides long. RefSeq names its product Metallopeptidase M24 family protein. Lineage: Eukaryota; Viridiplantae; Streptophyta; Magnoliopsida; Cucurbitales; Cucurbitaceae. Gene Ontology annotation, biological process: proteolysis. Gene Ontology annotation, cellular component: mitochondrion. The record is from RefSeq and is a predicted model, not a curated record. Gene Ontology annotation, molecular function: manganese ion binding; metalloaminopeptidase activity.